Xylaria bambusicola is the source of this 222-nucleotide messenger RNA. RefSeq lists its product as uncharacterized. The record is from RefSeq and is a predicted model, not a curated record. NCBI's taxonomy places the organism in Eukaryota, Fungi, Ascomycota, Sordariomycetes, Xylariales, Xylariaceae. The coding region runs from base 1 to 222 and encodes 73 amino acids. The transcript has 2 exons.
AUGCCGUCCGGUUCUCGCCGCUCUCAGCAGCCAACUUCUACAUGGCAAGACAGGCUGGAAGGCGGUCGUACUGCUUGGUCUAGUGUUGUCGUUGUGUACGGCAAGCGCAUCGAGGCGCGUUAUUGGUACGACGGGAAUAACCUCAACAAUGCUAGGGAAGAUGCCGCAGAAGCGGCGCUUCACUGGCUAUCCAACAGUUCGGGACUCGGCAACGGAUGGUGA